AUGGGAAAAAUCCCCAAGUUCUCCAAUGUCCACCUCAUCACGGGGCUGGCCACCAUCGGUGGCUUGAUCCAAGGGUUCGACGUGUCCAGCAUGUCUGCCAUCAUUGGUACGAAGCAGUACAAAUCCUACUUCCACAAUCCGAAUUCCGUGCUGCAGGGUGGAAUCACUGCCAGCAUGGCCGGCGGCUCCCUGCUGGGCUCCAUCUUUUCCACCUUCAUCAGCGACCGGUUCGGUCGGAGGGAUUCGCUCUUCGUUGCCUGCGUCAUUUGGAUCAUCGGGUCGACCUUGAUGUGUGCGGUUCAGAAUGUUGCCAUGUUGAUUGUUUCGCGCAUGAUCAAUGGCUUUGCUGUCCUGAUUAUGUACUAUGUGACCUACGGAACUUCUUUCCUCAAGGGAAAUAUCUCCUUCCGGCUUCCCUGGGGCCUGCAGAUGAUUCCGGCAGUGGUUCUCCUUGCGUGUCUGCCUUUUAUCCCACGCUCUCCUCGUUGGCUGGCCAGUAAGGACAGGUGGGACGAGGCGAUUGAGAUUCUCGCCAAUCUCCAUGCCCGGGGCAACAAAUUGGAUCCCAUUGUUGUUGCACAGGUCCGCGAGAUCCAGGAGAAAAUCGAGCUGGAACGCCAGAACAAAGACCUGUCAUGGCUCGAGCUGUUCAAGCCACGCAAUGUUGUUCGCGUCCACUGCGCCAUUUUCACCCAUAUAUGGUCGCAAUAUACCGGCACGAACGCCAUGAUGUAUUACAUCGUGUAUAUCUUCCAGAUGGCCGGUCUGACGGGCAACGCCACCCUUCUGGCGGCUUCGAUCCAAUGGCCUCGCCGCCGCUUGAUGAUGACGGGCUCUUUUCUCAUGGCCGUGCUGCUCUUCACGGAAGCUGGGCUCAUGGCAUCCUACGGCCAUGCCGUUCCAGGAGGCUUGAACGGCGUCUCGUCCGUUACGUGGCAGGUCACAAAUCCGCGAGCGUCGAAGGCAAUCAUCGCGUGUUCGUACUUGUUCAUUGCUGCAUAUGCACCAACAUGGGGGCUCUAUCCUGCCGAAAUCAUUCCCCUGUACAUUCGCAGCAAGGCCGUGUCCUUGGCGACAGCAUUCAACUGGGCUGGGAACUUUUCCCUCACAUUCUUCACGCCUCCUGGUUUCGAGAAUAUCCAAUGGAAGGUGUACUGUAUCUUCGGCACGUUCUGCCUCUCCGCCCUGAUCCACGUGUUCCUUCUAUUCCAGGAAACCCUGGGCAAGUCACUGGAGGAGAUGGACGACAUUUUCAACAACGAGUCCAUCUGGGCGUUCAAGGUCCGGAACAAACCGAGCCGGUUCGAAGCGGUCGUUGAGACUGCCAAGAAGGAGCUUAUUGGAGCAGGUGAAGGAGGUGUUGAGGCCAACAGGAUUGGGGAUUUGCCAAAGUCAGUGCCGGUGUGA
This is a messenger RNA of Rasamsonia emersonii CBS 393.64, 1407 nucleotides long. RefSeq names its product Sugar transporter. Lineage: Eukaryota; Fungi; Ascomycota; Eurotiomycetes; Eurotiales; Trichocomaceae. Gene Ontology annotation, biological process: carbohydrate transport; transmembrane transport. Gene Ontology annotation, molecular function: carbohydrate:proton symporter activity. Gene Ontology annotation, cellular component: membrane. The transcript is spliced from 7 exons. Bases 1 to 1407 code for a protein of 468 amino acids. The record is from RefSeq and is a predicted model, not a curated record.